AUGCUUUUCUGUCUUGCCUUCGUCUUCGUGCUGGUUAACGCCUCCGCGGCCAAAACCAAUGAGCCGUGUGUGGACGACGCUAGCGAAGGGCUCUGUCUUCGUUUUAAAAGCAAAGGAAAGUGCUUUAUGGGAAGUUCUGUUCAUUUUGCGAAGACAGUCUGUGCUAAAACUUGCGAGUGGUGUACCCCUGAGGAGCCUAGAAAACCUGAAUCGGUGAGUAACAUUUUUAUGCCAAUGAAUACAGCAUGA
Messenger RNA from Haemonchus placei, 249 nucleotides. The record is from the annotation of a GenBank genome assembly. Lineage: Eukaryota; Metazoa; Nematoda; Chromadorea; Rhabditida; Trichostrongylidae.